Messenger RNA from Fusarium pseudograminearum CS3096, 1701 nucleotides. RefSeq lists its product as uncharacterized. Gene Ontology annotation, cellular component: membrane. The transcript has 6 exons. NCBI's taxonomy places the organism in Eukaryota, Fungi, Ascomycota, Sordariomycetes, Hypocreales, Nectriaceae. The record is from RefSeq and is a predicted model, not a curated record. Gene Ontology annotation, biological process: arachidonate metabolic process. The coding region runs from base 1 to 1701 and encodes 566 amino acids.
AUGUCUUCAGAUUCUACCAAAGAACUCAAGUUUCUGUCUCUUGAUGGAGGUGGGGUCAGAGGUCUCUCGUCUCUGUUCAUUCUCAAAAAUGUCAUGGAAAAAGUAGGAUCAAAGAUGAAGAGACGCGAUCUGCAGCCAUAUCAAUAUUUUGAUCUUAUCGGUGGAACAAGUACUGGCGGUAUUAUCGCAUUGAUGCUUGGCCGAAUGAGAAUGAGCAUCGACGAUUGCAUCACUGAGUAUCAACGACUAGGCAGUAUUGUCUUUGGCAAACGACGCCACGGCGAGUACAUGUUCGAUGAGAAGGUGCUCGUCCGUGAAACAAAAGCUGUCGUGUUGAAGUAUUUGGGCAACGAGGAUGCUCCGCUUUUGGAUCCCCUUGAAGACGAUGCUUGUAAAACUGUUGUUUACACCUUACCAUUCAAGAAUGUGGUUCAGCAAUCAGCCACAGCACUUCGCACUUACAUCAACGAAGAUAAAGAUCCCAACCCAAAGAAAUGGACAAUCUGGGAGGCUGUCAGGGCUACGUCAGCCGCAACAACAAUCUUUGAGCCUUUUGUCCAUGGCCCACCUGGAAAACAAAUUCGAUACAUCGAUGCAGGUUUUGGAUACAACAACCCCAGUGAUCUCAUUCUUCAAGAGGCUAGAAGUCUCUGGGAGGGAGAUCACUAUCUAUCGCUCCACACUGAUGUCGGAGUGUUCCUCAGCCUCGGAACAGGCAUGGGUAAGAUCGUCCGUAUGGACAACGACACCGUCAUGGAAGGUCUCUCUGCGAAGAUCCGGGCUCCAGUCAAAGCUAUCGAGGUGAUGAAGAAUAUUGUCACUGGCACAGCUACCAUCCACAGAAAUGUGGCCGAGCAAUUCGGAAUCAACAGUGUUCGAUAUUACCGCUUCGAUGUGGACCAAGGCCUUGAAGCUGUGAAGCUGUUCGAUUACAAGAAGACUGAAGAUAUGGAAGCCGACACUUUGGCAUACCUGGACGAUAUCAAGGUUGGAAAGGAGUUAAAGAGAUGUGUGGAAGUUAUGAAGGUUCUGCCAUUGCGGGAACCCAGUCUGCUUGACAAUCAGAACGAAGAGGCAAAUGUUUACAGCUUGGGAGCAAACGGGAGUCUAGAGGAACAGAGGCUCAUGGACAGACUCAAUGCUCUGAGGAUCAAGCCCGAGUGCUAUACCCGCCAUUGCAAAGAGUGGGAAAGCGAAGUAAACAAGGAAGGGGCGAGGUAUCACAAGCUUCUCUAUACUGAACUGGGAAUAGGAUACAUGUGGAACGCAGUUGUCCAAGCAGAUCUACUCGACGAGCGCGGCCGAGAAAUAUUGUCCUCGUGCACACCCAACCCCGACCGCCCACAGCUACUUGUUUCUCACGACUGCAAGGCAGAUGUGUACUAUAGUCCCGAAGACGAAACACCCCAACGAACAGCUGCCAGGAUCGAGCUUGCGAACAAAGAUCUCUCAAACGCGUUCCAAAUAUUUAGACAACUUCUCUGUACGGUAGCGGGAAUCUGGGACGAGAGCAGUUUUCCUUAUUGUUGGAUAGCGAAACGCAUGGCGGGUAUUCUUGAGAUUUGGGGGUGUCGUCGUGAAGCGAGGAAUCUUUAUUUGGUGGCUAGGGAUGGCAAGGUAAAGGUGUUUGGGGAAGAUCAUUGGUCUGUAAGGAAGUUGCAAGAUAAAUUGGAGAGACUUACAUAUCAGUUGAGAGAAUAA